Molecule: messenger RNA, 1014 nt
Organism: Peromyscus eremicus (cactus mouse)
Lineage: Eukaryota; Metazoa; Chordata; Mammalia; Rodentia; Cricetidae
Product: apolipoprotein L3-like
Biological process (GO): lipid transport; lipoprotein metabolic process
Cellular component (GO): extracellular region; membrane
Molecular function (GO): lipid binding
Source: RefSeq, a predicted model, not a curated record
AUGUGCAAAGCUGCUGUUGGUGUGGCUGACAUUGACAAGGGUCCAUCCCAAGCUGUAGCAGGACGCAUUGUUGAAGUCACUGAUUUUCUCACGAAUACUCUCUACGGAGAUGAUCUCAAGCGCCUGAUAAUUGAAGAUAGAGCCUGGGAGGCAUUUGUAGAGGCAGCAGAGUUGUCAAGCGAGGAGGAAGCUGCACUGCAUGAUGCACUGGAGGAGCGUUUAGCCCAGGAGCCCACAGAUGAAAAGGACAGGCUGCAGAAAAGGAGGUUUUUGGAAGAAUUUCCUGAGUUGAAAAGGAAGCUUGAAGAACACAUCAGGAAGCUUCGAGACCUGGCUGACCAUCUUGACCAGGUGCACAGGGGCUGCACCAUCUCCAAUGUGGUGUCUGGCUCUGUCAGCAUUGCCUCUGUACUUGGAUUAGCUCUGGCCCCCUUCACAGGAGGGACCAGUCUGCUGCUCUCAGCAACUGCGGCGGGGCUGAGAGCAACAGCAGGUGUGACAGGUGUCACCACCACUGUUGUGGAAGAAUCAAUCAGAGUGUCAGAUGAGGCUGAAGCCAGGCGCCUAGUUGGGACAAGCACAAAGAUAGUUGAGGAGAUUGGGAAGAUCAUCCCUAAGUGCGCAUUCAAAUUAAUUAACACAGGUGGAUUAGUCAGUGCGUGGAAAACCAUAGGGCAGCAGAUCCGUGCCUUCAGGGUGACCAGGGCCAGCUCUCGCUCGGGAACACAGGCCAGGAAUCUUGGAAACUUUGCCCAAGUUUCUGUGCAGGUGGGGAAUACCUUAUCUCGCUCUGCUACCCCAAUGACCAGAGGAGCCAGGAUCGGAGGAGCAAGCGUUACUGGUAUCUUACUUGGAUUCGAUGUGUAUCACCUUGUGACUGACUCAAUGGAUUUGCACAGUGGGGCAACAACAGAGUCAGGGGGAGCGCUGCAGGACCUGGCUCACAAGCUGGAGGAGAAGUUGCAGGAAUUUGAGCAGAUCCACAAAGAUCUACAGUCAGACCUGCCUCAGUGA